Anopheles moucheti is the source of this 5259-nucleotide messenger RNA. It is a transcript of the gene retm, whose product is annotated as protein real-time. The transcript is spliced from 8 exons. The coding region runs from base 668 to 2602 and encodes 644 amino acids. Gene Ontology annotation, cellular component: cytoplasm. The record is from RefSeq and is a predicted model, not a curated record. NCBI's taxonomy places the organism in Eukaryota, Metazoa, Arthropoda, Insecta, Diptera, Culicidae.
GUCCGUACGGUGGGGUGUGCAGCAAAGUCUUUCGUGCUGUUGAGAAACGGUGUCUUUUUUCCCUGAAGACAACGACUAUUUGCCUAUUGGAGGUGCUAACGUGUCAACAACUGCAAGCCUAACCAGCAAAACCCCAGCCUCAGCAACAUGUUUCCUUUCUCGUGAAUGGUUUAUAGCGAAGGCUCGUGACAAUUUCACGACAACACCUAGAGCAACUCGACCGCAGCUCAGUUUACCACACCAGUUUUCCCUACUUCGCAAAGUGUGCGCUUUUCCUCGGUACGCAUCGCGGGAGAAAAAUAUUUCACGCAACGACGGUUUCUGUGUAGCAGUGUUUGUUGACUUGCGUUGGGGGUUGUCUGUUUACCGACGUAGUAAGGUAAGGUGCAAAGAAAAAGGUGCAUCAAAGCAAUCACACUGCAAAAGCGUGCCAGCCCUGUAAGCUGUAACCAAGCAAACCGGUUCUGAAAGGGCGGAAGUGAAGCUAAAUAGAAUCACUUCUUGGCUUCGCUUCGGAAGCGAACGUGUAUCCGUGUGUUAGUGUAUGUGUUUGUGAUAAAAGUACGGAAGUGGAAAAUUGGUCCGGAAGCACCAAAACCUGUGUGUGUGUUGUGAUUUGAUUUGUUACAACUGUAAGCCGGAACCGAGCGGAUUAUCUCCAAAAAGCAUGGUGCAAAAGUAUGAAUCUCCCGUCAGGAUCUACAAAUAUCCUUUCGAGCUGGUUGUGGCGGCCUAUGAACGUCGCUUCCCUACCUGCCCGCAGAUGCCGAUUGUGCUGGACUGCGAGAUAAUCGAGGACAACCAGUACGACAAUGGAGCGCGCCGGGACACGAAGCGUCGGUGCAAGAUCGCUGUCGAGGCGCCCUAUCUCAUCAAGAAGAUCAUCGGCGUCGAUGUGGUGUUCUUCAUCCAGAAGAAUUUCCUCGACAUGAAGACGCGCACGCUAAACAUUGAGGCAACGAACGAAUCGUUCGCCACGCGGGUAGAAAUCUUCGAAAAGUGUCGCUACUAUGCGCACCCGGAAAAUCCCGACUGGACGUGCUUCGAUCAGACGGCCACGCUGGACAUAAAGAACUUUUUCGGUAUCGAACAUUCGAUGGAAAAAAUGGGCAUGAAGCAGUACACCCAAACGACGCUGAAGGGCAAGGAAAUUAUUGAGUUUUUCGUUAACGAGCUCAAGCAGGAAGGCAUCUCGCAUGUGGAAAGAUGGGCAGAUGAGGAGAUGGAAAAUUCUACAACCGCAGCUACCAAUGCGACGCCACCGGAAAAACCACCGCUGUGUCGCGAUAACUCCAUCCUGGACGCGGACUACAUCGCCAAAUAUCUUGGCCAGCUGACGCCACUGCAGGAAUCCAAGUUGGUACAGUUGCGCAAACGCUUCGAGCACGGGACGUCUGAACAUCCGGAACCGGACUAUCAGACGCUGUUACGGUUUUUGCGUGCGCGGGACUUCAGCAUCGAUAAGGCGACGGCUAUGCUGCAGGAAUCGUUGCAGUGGCGCAAGGAGCACCGCAUUGACGACAUUCUUGGCGAGUACAAAACACCGGCCGUGGUGGAAAAGUACUUCCCGGGCGGUUGGCACCACCACGAUAAGGAUGGACGACCAUUGUACAUACUCCGGCUCGGAACGAUGGACGUCAAAGGAUUGCUAAAGUCGGUCGGUGAAGAUGAGCUGCUGAAAUUGACGCUGCAUAUUUGCGAGGAAGGCUUGAAGUUGAUGAAGGAAGCGACCAAGCUGUACGGCAAGCCGAUCUGGAACUGGUGCCUGCUGGUCGAUCUGGACGGGCUGUCGAUGCGCCACUUGUGGCGCCCGGGAGUUAAGGCCCUGCUACGCAUCAUCGAAACAGUCGAGAAAAACUACCCGGAAACAAUGGGCCGUGUGUUGAUCGUGCGGGCACCGCGAGUUUUCCCCGUCCUGUGGACCAUCGUCAGUACGUUCAUCGAUGAAAACACACGCUCGAAGUUUCUGUUCUUCGGUGGACCCGAUUGUAUGCACGCAGAGGAUGGCAUUGAGCAGUACAUAGAUACGGACAAAAUUCCCAGCUUUUUAGGCGGAUCGUGCAAUACAUUAAUCCACGAAGGUGGUUUGGUGCCGAAACAUCUGUACAAGUCGGAAUCGAUCGAAGAAAACAACGGCGCAAUUCAUGCGCACGAUCAUCACGGUCUUUACAAAGCGGUAGAUCUAAAGCCCGGCCAGCUGUUCGAGCUCCUCAUUCGCAACACGGACCCGAAAAGCGUUCUCACGUGGGACUUUGAGGUGCUGAAAAAUGAUACCCUGUUUGCCGUUUAUCACACCGAAAAGGAGCUGGAGCAAAGUGGGAAUGACGACUUUUCCUCCGUGUUUGAUAUGCCUGAAUUUAAGGAAGGAGCUAAUUAUAAGAAAAUUGAGCAAAGCGUUAAAUGCCGACCAAAGGAAGGCGUUCAGGGAUCGCACGAAAUGGCAUCCACCGGCACGUACGUCUUGCAAUGGAUGUGUCCACCGUCCUGUGACGGGCCUGCUCAACUGAUGUAUUUCCACGAAAUUCUCAGCUCGGCGAACUACAAAGGUUCGAUGACUAGUCUACAGUCGGGAUUUUCCUCAAACAGCUUGCAAUCUCGAUGAUGAACGUAUGAGACUGAACGAGGGCUGAAUAUGACCUCGACGAACGCUGCCACAGUUGCCCAAUCAAUGGCGGGAGAGUGUUCCCACACCGUUAGCAAUGCGUCGACAUCGCAUCAGCCUGCCGCCGCACCGUAGCACAUUCGAAUUAAUUGCAACUCCAACACGAAUCUCCUUACAGCUUCUCAACAACCGCCAUGUAAUCUCUUUUCAAGCAGUCGAAGCUACCGUGCAUAAGCAAUCACAGCAGUUAGUUGCCACUACUAACGUUUCGGAAGGUUGUAUACAUGGAAACUGAAAAGCAACAUUAAUACGAAUCGAAUAUUAAGCAUACAGAACAUACAAAAGUUGUGUAAACUAAAAAAAAAGAUAGAAGAAUCUGGGAAUUAGAAUCAUUCAUACACCGCUUACCGUGCGGCACCAUUAUACUGCAACAUAUUCAAUGCAAGCGAGUGAAGCAUAAUCAAUUAAUUAGGAUAAUAGGAAAUACACAAUCACUCAAACUGGUGGCAAAGAAAGUAGAAAAUGAAACGGAUCUCGGAGUAUUGUAUGUAAGUUUGUGUAAAGAUAUGUUUUGGGCGCAACAACAACAACAACAACAAAGAAAUCAGAAAUUACUAAACCAACUAUUAUAUAUGAAAUGAAUCUUAAAGAUGCUACUUCCCUGCCGUCCUUUCUCAAGUAGGCUGAGCAUGUGCGUGUGUGUCCCUAUGUGAAGAGGACAAUAAAUAGUAGGAAUUUUACUGAACAAUACGUACGGAGCCGGUGACGGAACAAUUAUGCCUGUGUUGCAGUCGGGACACGGGCAGGAAUUGGUCAAUACAGUACGUAGUAAAAGUAAGGAAAAACACACACACCAUUUACAUGCAGGUAUUUAGUGCAGAAGCAGGCGGGAAAAAGGUAGGUGAAAUUGGGAAAAUUGAAUUUUUAAAAUCGAAGAUAUACCCUUCUCCCCCCCGGUAGUAAGAUAUACUUGUAUUGAUAUAAGGCUUAAACAAAUGCAAAAUGCUUCAAUGUGUAGUGGAAACAAAGCUUUCAUAUAUACAUACAGAUGCGCAGUAUAACAGUUUAUGUGCACGGCUCACGGUACCCCAAAGCUGCUAUCAAUGUGGUUUUGGUUUAUCAUAUGCAGUUGAAGAUGAUUAAAAAAAUGUUGAAAGUGUGAAAAAAAGCAAAACAAAAUCUGACCUUUGCGUAAGGACGCGUCACGCAAUGUAUUCUUGGGCAAAGGAUGGAAGGAAGCGGGUUAGGUAGAAUGGAUUUUAUUCGAAAAAGAAAGCCACAAAACAACAAAUAUAAGAAUCACAACACCGUCUCGUCAUCACACACCAUCAUCAUGAUCCAUCACACGCACCGUGUGUUCCAUCCCCUUUUUAAAUGGUAUUCAAACAUUCGUAUCAUUGCUGGUUAAUGACGAAGUGGUAGGAUAAGCAAAUGGUGAUAUAAAAUACGGGCGUAUGUGUUGGUAUAUUGUAGUAAGGGCAAAGCAAAAUAACGUUGGCGCAGCGGCAAAGAGGUUUUCAUUUAACGUAGCGAUAGCGGUAAUGAUCAUUUUAAUGUGUGUAAUGUAACGUUUGCGUUUGAGGUAGUUUUUGACUAUUUUUAGCUCCACACACAUUGCAUACACGUCAAAUCGUAUAGAGUUGUAAAGCUAGUUUCAUCAGCAGUACCGGUACCAGCGAAUGUGUUAUGCUCGAAGAGUGACAAAACAGAAGGGUUAUGAAGGAUGUAUAAGGUAAUACGUUUAUUACAAAUUGUAUUGAUUAGACUGUAGCUUGACUCUGUUUUUGGAAACAAAAUAGUGUAAACUGUAAAACACAGUUAUGCAAUUCAUUCGCCCAAACAUUCGAUGGAGACGCCAGGUGAAUCAUGCGCAUAGCAAUUAGUACGAUCACGUGUGGACGCUGCUUGUUGGUAGAGCGGGUAGAGUAAAAUUAAAUUUUGCCGCGAUUACGUUAAAAAGGCAGAUGAAAUGUUUCCCGUACAUAGUUUGUUAACAUGUAGCGAUUUUUUAACACAACAAUGCAAGAGCUAGCAUUCCACCAACUUCACACGAUUGGCAAGUGGUGUGACCUGAUAUGCGACAAAAGAACCAUUUAGAGUGCUUUUUUCCCUUGCAACAACCGGCGUUUGUGGUCGUGAUCGUGUGUUUGUUAGAUUUGCAGUGCCCUAUUUGUUCUAUAGUGGGUUUUUAAAACGUAACAAUAAAAAUCUUACAGCCACCUCACGUUUUCUUUUCGCAAACGGCAAACAAAGUGAUAGCAAAUUGUCAUCCAGCAGCAAAGGCAAGCGGUAGGAACUGGUGAAGGUAAACGAUGGUACACAAAAUCAUACAUAUUGGCCCCUCAUUGGUGGUGGCAAAUCAAUUUAUAGCUCAGUGCAAAGUAGCGUUAAUUGAAUGGACACGGUUUUGCAACACGGGUGUCCCGUCGUGUGUGUGCGUGUUGUGUGGUCGUGUCUAGGCACACGAAGGAUACACAAAAAAGGCACGCACAAAUACACAAUUUAUGGAUGUAUUUGCAUUGUCGACACACGUUGCAUAAGUACGGCAGUAAAUAAAGAUAUGUCAUUAAAAUGCAACCUUUCUGCUUGCGUGUGUAUUGUUUUGUUGAAUGUUUGCACUUGAUUGAAACGCAUCGAAAAAAUAAAUUCCGCUGGAU